Cuscuta campestris is the source of this 921-nucleotide messenger RNA. Lineage: Eukaryota; Viridiplantae; Streptophyta; Magnoliopsida; Solanales; Convolvulaceae. The record is from the annotation of a GenBank genome assembly.
CGGAUAUCUCUUGUACUGGUGUUUUGAACUUUUGAUUGAAACCCUAUUCCCACUUUCGAACUCAGAGUUUCAGCAGACUGAGUUAGAAUUGUGGAAGAUAAAGGAGAAAAAACUCAGCUGCUUCCUCCUCCGCUUCAGCUCAUCGUGAUCUCCUUUGGGUACACGCCAUCGCACUCUGUAAUGCAGAUCUUUGUGAAAACCUUAACCGGGAAGACAAUCACUCUCGAAGUUGAGAGUAGUGACACCAUCGACAAUGUCAAGGCCAAGAUUCAGGACAAAGAAGGCAUCCCUCCGGACCAGCAAAGGUUGAUUUUUGCUGGAAAGCAGUUGGAAGAUGGAAGGACUCUGGCUGAUUACAACAUUCAGAAGGAAUCGACACUUCACCUGGUUUUGAGACUUAGGGGAGGAACCAUGAUCAAGGUCAAGACUCUCACCGGAAAGGAGAUUGAGAUUGAUAUUGAACCAACUGACACGAUUGAUAGGAUCAAGGAGCGAGUUGAAGAGAAGGAAGGUAUCCCUCCGGUGCAACAAAGGCUUAUUUAUGCUGGGAAGCAGCUUUCAGAUGACAAAACAGCUAAAGAGUAUAACAUUGAGGGGGGCUCUGUUCUUCACCUUGUCCUAGCGCUGAGGGGCGGCCUUCUUUAGAUGUUCCACUUUUGUUGGGAUGGAAAAGGGUUUCUUUGAUGUUUUACUUUGGGAUAACAUACCAUAUGAUGACACUUUUUGGUUGGAUGCUGCUUGUGCACUUGUACCCUCAAAUCUAGGGGGUGGGCAAAGUAGUAAAUUUCACCCUUUCCGUCCAAGUAAAUUUCAUCACGAACCAAAUCGAUUGUGCUUUCGAAAUGGUACAGAACCGGUUUUGAAAAUGAGAACCAAAAAUUCCGAAUUUUUCUUUAUAACAAUUAAAAUAUGGGUUGAUAU